This is a messenger RNA of Helobdella robusta, 1378 nucleotides long. RefSeq lists its product as hypothetical. The record is from RefSeq and is a predicted model, not a curated record. Gene Ontology annotation, cellular component: membrane. Bases 47 to 1378 code for a protein of 443 amino acids. NCBI's taxonomy places the organism in Eukaryota, Metazoa, Annelida, Clitellata, Rhynchobdellida, Glossiphoniidae. The transcript is spliced from 6 exons.
AUAAACAACACCUCCGCCACCGACAACCACAACAAGCAACAACAACAUGGAGAUGAACAACAACAAUUUUGGUAACACGACAUCAAUGUACUCCACUAGAGUCGUUUCUGUUAAUGUUACGAGGUCUUAUCAUCGAUACAAAGGCAGGGUGGUGGCCGUGCUUGGAGUCAUCCAGGUCAUCAUGGGUCUCUGGUCUAUAGCCCUGGGCAUCGCACACACACUGACCUACAGCUACCCGUUCGGUGAAGUUGGCUACGGAAUAUGGGGAGGAGUUUUGUACUGCAUAGCUGGCAUCGUUGGAAUCAUAUCGUUUAAAAAGCCUACUGCUCAACUGAUAAUAGCACACAUGGUGUUGUCUAUCAUCUCGGCGGUGUUUGCCCUCCUGCAGUUGUGCCUGGGUGUUGGUGCUGCCUACAUGGACUACGGGGUCAGUCGCGGUUUCUUGAAAUAUGAAAAUCUCGGAAGAUUCAGUUUUGUGAUUAAAGACAGUCCAUAUGCCGGCACAGUUGUAGUAGACAGCCUCCUUGCUGUCAGUGCCAUCAUAGAGGGCUUAGUAGCCAUUACGGCGGCCGCCAUUGGCUGCGGCGUCACCUGCUGCAACGGCCACUUUGCCGCCUCUCAACAAGAAAUCGACAACCCGAGAGUGCAGACGUACGAUGUCCGAGAGAAGGAACACAAAAACAAACCUGUUGACGGAGACAACAGAAAUGCGGACACUAAUGAAAUUAACAUGAAAGGCACAAACUUUAGUAGUGACACCAACAGCAGAAACCUCAAAAACCACAUCAAGGAUGCCAUCCAAGAUAGCAUCAACAACAAUACAAACAUCCACGAUAAUAAUAAUAAUAAUAAUAAUAAUAAUAAUAAUAAUAAUAAUAAUAACAACAACAACGUCAACAUCAUUUCAAACAUCAUCAACGAAUUCAAAAGACGACAAGUUCAACGCCGACAUGUAAAAAGUAAUUCUCAAGGACAUUCAUCAGUUGUUGGUGGUGCUGUUACAAAACAUUACCAGCAUCAACCAAUUACGACGUUAAACCAUCACAGGCAACCAAACCAACUAGGAAAUACUUUUUCUCUUGAAUCGACAACCAUUAUCGUACCGAUUAUCGACGGAGCUUAUUUUCCAAAUCGAAUUGAUUCGGAUGUUAAAUCGGUUAAUAACGAUAUGGAUGCUAAAAACUCUACGAUUAAACUUUAUAAUGAUGAUAACAACGUUGACACAGAUGAUAACAGUAGCAUUUAUAGAUAUAAGUUAAUAAUUUUAUCAUCUAUUUCAUCUUUUGUAGGUGUCAUUAUCGGCCUGUCUAUAUUCUUCAUCAUCAAAAUAAGAUGUUUCACAAGAUCUCAUAACCGUAAUUGCGUUUUAUCUGCAUAA